AUGUUUGGCAAAACUAACCCACAAGUUUCCUUUUCCUCUUCUCAUAUCUCCGCCGCCGCUUUUGCUUUGCCAUCUUUCCUCCCAAAUCUCGCCGUAAUUUAUCUCGAUUCUCGCCGAUCCUGUUGUCUUCGCCGUUGGAUUUAUGCCUCUAAAGUAAAACAGAAUGGACUAAGCUUGCAAGGAAGCGGCAGCGAGAUUCUAUUGUUGAAAAGAUCUUGCAAGGAACUCUUGUCACUUGUGGCUUGUGGACAACUUGGCUAA
Messenger RNA from Microthlaspi erraticum, 261 nucleotides. The record is from the annotation of a GenBank genome assembly. Lineage: Eukaryota; Viridiplantae; Streptophyta; Magnoliopsida; Brassicales; Brassicaceae.